Fundulus heteroclitus (mummichog) is the source of this 1671-nucleotide messenger RNA. It is a transcript of the gene tdg.2, whose product is annotated as thymine DNA glycosylase, tandem duplicate 2. Lineage: Eukaryota; Metazoa; Chordata; Actinopteri; Cyprinodontiformes; Fundulidae. Gene Ontology annotation, biological process: base-excision repair, AP site formation. The record is from RefSeq and is a predicted model, not a curated record. Gene Ontology annotation, molecular function: mismatch base pair DNA N-glycosylase activity. The coding region runs from base 107 to 1261 and encodes 384 amino acids. Gene Ontology annotation, cellular component: nucleus. The transcript has 10 exons.
AGAAGAACGCCGGGUGAACCAGACAGAGAAGAAAACAUUGAGGGGUUUUAAAUGGUCUUUGUUUUGCGGCUGCCUCGUUUCCUUUAUUUUAACCUUUAUCAGAAAAAUGUACGACAGGUACCAGGCCAAUCAGCAGCACCCCGAGGCCCAGCAUGUGAUGCCCUACCACUAUGCCGACGGCUACAUGGAGGAGCCCGUCAUGACGGAGCUGUCUGUCCACAGGGAACCAACGGAACACCACGAACCCUUUUACCACAGCUACCCCCCGGCCUCAAACCAUUACCAGGAGCAGACCGCCCAGCCCAGCCUGACAGAGCAUCAGCAGCACCUGCAGCAUCACCCGGUCCCCCAGCCUCAGCAUGCCGUCCAGCAGCAGGAACCUCACAUCCGGCCUCAUGACCCACCUCCAGCCGUGACGCCGGUAAAGAAGAAAAGAGGCCGACCAUCUAAACAGCAGGCGGAGGCGAGGGAGAUCAAGGAGGAGGUGGAUGAAGCCGAAGCCGCCAAAAAAGCAAAAAGGGUUCUGAACCGCUUCAACGGCAUGAGCGUCGCGGAAGUUAUGACUAAAACGCUCCCUGACGUUCUCACCUACAACCUCGACAUUUUAAUAAUUGGCAUUAACCCAGGACUGUUAUCCGCCUUCAAAGGACACCACUAUCCAAACCCAGGAAACCAUUUCUGGAAAUGUCUGUUUCUGUCUGGUCUGACUGAGCAGCAGCUCAACUACAUGCACGACCAGAGCCUGCCCGAGAAAUACAGCAUCGGCUUCACUAACAUGGUGGAGAGGACCACGCCGGGCAGCAAGGACCUCUCCAGUAAGGAAAUUCGAGAGGGAGGUCGACAGUUGCUGGAAAAGCUGCAGAAGUACAGGCCAUUGAUCGCUGCUUUUAAUGGCAAAGGCAUUUAUGAAACAUUUAGCAAAGAAAUUUUUGGGGUAAAGGGCAAAGCUCUUGAGUUUGGCCUUCAGCCUUACAAAAUCCCCGAGACCGAAACGGUGUGCUUCCUAAUGCCGUCGUCAAGCCCGCGUUGUGCCCAGUUCCCCCGCGCUCAAGACAAGGUGCAUUUCUACAUCAAACUGAAGGAGCUGCGCGACCGGAUGAAAGGCCUGACGCCCAACGGGGAGGUGCUGGAGACGCAGUACUCCUUUGACCUGCAGCUGGCUAAAGAGGAUGCUAAAAGGAUCGCGAUCAAAGAGGAGCAGGUGGAUCCGGAAUAUGAAAGCUGUAGUGGGCUUCACGAUGGAGCGAGGCAGAGCAGCUGAGGCAGAGGAGAGGUGAAACACAGGCCAGCUACUGUAGCACUCAGACGUUGUCUAUAUACACCAAUCAGGAGACAGAAAUGCGCAGCUGUGGUUGUAAGCUUAAAUAAUAUACUGCACAUUACCUGAACUAGUCACAAGGUCUAUCAGCAAGGAAAGGAUCAAAUGAAAGAAAACUGUGCUGCACCCAAGGAACUGCAUGAAGAGGCAACAACAGCUAUUUUUCUAACACUCUGGUAUCUGUUUUUAUGGUAUCUUUUAUUACUAUUUAUUGCAUCUUGUACAUUUGUGUCAAGUUAAUUAUUUUGUAUUUUGAUACAACUGUAACUUAUCAUUUAUCUGCUGUAUACAUUGAUAAUUGAACAUAUUCUUUGAUUUGUAAGCACCGCUUUAUUAAAUCUCAUGUUAAGAUG